AUGUCCGCUCUACCCUAUCUGGGGAUUGCAAUUCCCCCACUACCGCAAGGAUGGACUGAACAUCUCGGACCCAAUGGCCAGCCAUAUUAUUACAAUGCAGUGACGCGUGAAUCAACAUAUAUUCGCCCUACUCCACAGAUUUCUCCCAUACAACCGAAAAAAGCCAGCAAAAAAGAGAAACCGCUUUUAAAAACACCAAUUCCAGGCACUGAUUGGCUUAAAGUGACGACUACGGAAGGCAAUAUAUUUUACUCUCAUAAAGUUAGGAAAGAAAGUGUAUGGGUUGUUCCAGACGAAUUAAAACCUGCCCUGGAUGCCCUUCAAGCAAAAGAGAAUGAGAGUCGUGGAAAGUCAGCGCAGAAGACGAAAGAAACGACCAGCAUCGCGAAACGAAAAGCAGAUGAUACUGUUCCCAUCAGCGAGGUGGUCCUGAAUAAGAAGGCUAAAGUGGAUGAGGAAGGAGAAGAAGAAGACGAAAGCGAAAGCGAAGAGGAUAACAAUGAGGAAGAUGAAGAAGAUUGGCAACGUGAAGCUGCCCAACAACUUGCCAAAGAAGCUGAAGAGGAACGUCAGCGAAUUCGAGACACAGAGAAGCAGAGAGAAGCAGAGGCAGAGGCUCAACGGACUCAAGUGGCCUUGAAAGUGGCUAUUCCUGACAGGGUCGACCUUUCCCCUGAAGAAGGCAAAGCGCUCUUUAAGACAUUGCUCCGUGAGAAGGAUAUUAACCCGUUGCAUCCAUGGGACAAGUCUCUUCCUAAGUUUAUCUCUGAUCCCCGAUAUGUUCUUCUGCAGUCUGUGACGGCGCGGCGCGAAGCCUUUGACGAAUAUUGCAAAGAACGCUCUCGGGAACUACGCCAAUCUGCUGUCAAAAAAGACAAAGAAAUGGCCAACCCAAAGGAGGACUUCGAACGGCUUUUAAAGGAGGAAGUUAAGAGCACAAGAACAAGCUGGACCGAUUUUAGAAGAUCAUGGAAAAAAGAUCGCCGGUUUUAUGGAUGGGGCCGAGAUGACAAAGAAAGAGAGAAACGCUUCAGGGAGUUUUUGAAGGAACUGGGCGAACUCAAAAGGGAGGCCGCACAAAAAGCUGAGAGGAAUUUCUUCGCUCUCCUCAAAGAACAUCCAUUUGUUACUGAAGGUAUUGCUUGGAAAGAUGCCAAGAAAAAGAUAUAUAAAGAUCCUCGCUAUGACGCGGUUGGUUCCUCAACUCUUCGGGAGGAACUGUUUAAUACAUUUAUUAAAGACAGGGGAUUUCAACAUAAGCCUGAACAAAAUGCUGCAUUACAACCAAAUUCACCGACCACGUACGGUCAAGCAGAAGGAGAGGAACGAGAAGAACGGAGAAAGAAAGCCGUCAAGGAACGAGAAGAGAAGGUUAACGCAGAGCGUCGUCGUUUAGAUGCUGAUAUAGAGCGGUCAAAAAUGGGAAUUGACAAAGAAGAAGGGGAAAGAACUUUUAGGACUUUACUUACAGAUGCUAUCCGCGAGUCACAGGUCACAUGGGAUGAUAUUGUGCCCCAACUAAAAACUGAUCUGCGCUUCACCAACUCGCCUUUGUCUCUCAAUCAUCAAUUACGCCUAUUCCACGAACAUCUAUCCCAUUUACGAGACAAGCAAUUAACCGGGUUGCAUGCACUUUUUGAAGCUCAUGCUCCAUCCCUUGCCACUAAGUUCCACACCCUCCCCUUAGAAACAAUUCUUUCUUCCGCACCAGCAAAAAAAUUGGGAUAUAAUAUUGAUCAGAUUGAAGCUGACUUCGAUAAAUGGCAGAGAGAACGGACAACUGCAGCGCGCAUUGCUUUUGAUGAAAUGAUGGAAGAAAAUUCUUUCGUGGAAUUCUGGGGCCGUCUGCGCAAAAUAGGGGGCGAGGAUGUAGCCGGAAACCUUCAAAUAGAAGGUGACGAUAUUGGCGAAGAUGGUGAAGACAAGGUCGAUAUGAAGGCGUUAGCCAAGAAUAUUGACAUCAGGGAGAUGGAAAACGUUUUGAAACAUGAUAAACGUUAUAUUACAUUUGAACACAUUCCAGAUGAAAGGGAACGAUGGAUUAGGGACUAUAUUUCCCGCUUAUCGGCGCCAAAAUUGUCGGUGCAUGUCGACGGAUAA
Molecule: messenger RNA, 2100 nt
Organism: Psilocybe cubensis
Lineage: Eukaryota; Fungi; Basidiomycota; Agaricomycetes; Agaricales; Agrocybaceae
Exons: 9
Coding region: 1-2100 (699 amino acids)
Cellular component (GO): nucleus
Molecular function (GO): transcription coregulator activity; RNA polymerase binding
Source: RefSeq, a predicted model, not a curated record